CUCACGACCUAGUUGCUUCCGCCUCGGCCGGCCGGCCGCCGCCGUCCCGCUAGCUGGCUGCUCCGUGCGUCCUCCUCCGCGCCAUUCCCCUGACCCUACCGCGCAGCAAGCAGUGCCUCCCCCUCCCAGCCGCCGAUCUCGCUCCGCUGCUCGCUGGCUCGCGCAGGAGCGGCUGCCUACAGCUACUACUCGACUCGGUAACUGCGUCAGCUGAUGAAAUUGCUUCGAGAUCAAGCACAGGCGAUCCGCUAGUGGUGGUGCUGUAGCCUGUAGGUGGUGGAUUGUUCCGAUUCUGCUUCAGCUUCUGAUCCAGGGCAGCCCGUAGCCGGCCCUCGUACUCGGAGGCAGGUGACUGCUUCUGGUUGAGCUGUGUGGCAUUGAAGCUGCGCAACAAGGUCGUGGUCAAGCCAGAGAGCUGCCGCCGAAUCAUCCCCUAGGUACCUCAUCCCUAUGGCGACACUGAGGCCUCAAACAAUCCUGGUACAGCCACGCAUCGACCCCAUGUUCAUCAUCAAUGGCAAUGAAGAUUCACUAGUCAACGGUAACGACAUCGGUGAUGGUAAACACUUCUAUUGUCCCAAGUGCAUGUCUGUCGUGGCAUGUGCAUGUACACGUUCCUGCUUCAGCUUGUGCGACCACAAUUUCUGCUCGAGCUGUGUUGCCAUGAAGCUGCGCCAGAACGUCACCCACGUCCAAUGUACUGGUGAAAGCUCGACAGCGUCGGAGAAAUAUCGUGGCGUGACAAUGUUGCAGCCUGAAACAGUCCAAGUAUCGUCACGCAUCAAUCCCGUGUUCAUCACCAAUGGCACUGAAGAUUCACCUAAGGACGACAUUAGUGAUGACAAGCACUUCUACUGUUCCAAGUGCAUGCAUGUGGUGCCAUGUGCAUGUAUAAGGUACAACUUCACCAUGUGUGACCACGACUUCUGCUCGAGGUGUGUCGCUGUGAAGCUGCACCAAAACGUUGCCCGUGUCAAAUGUACUGGGGAGAGCUCGAUGGCGUCGGAGAAAUAUCAUGGCGUGACAAUGUUGCAGCCUGAAACAGUCCAAGUAUCAUCACGCAUCGAUCCCUUGUUCAUCACCGAUGGCACUGAAGAUUCACCUAAGGACGACAUUAGUGAUGACAAACACUUCUACUGUGCCAAGUGCAUGCAUAUGGUGCCAUGUGCAUGUAUAUGGUACAACUUCACCAUAUGCGACCACGACUUCUGCUCGAGGUGUGUUGCUGUGAAGCUGCACCAAAACGUCGCCCGUGUUACAUGUACUGGGGAGAGCUCAACGGCGUCGGAGAAAUAUCGUGGCGUGACAAUGUUGCAGCCUAAAACAGUCCAAGUAUCGGCACACAUCGAUCCCUUGUUCAUCACCAAUGGCACUGAAGAUUCACCGAAGGACGACAUUAGUGAUGACAAUCACUUCUACUGUGCCAAGUGCAUGCAUGUGGUGCCAUGUGCAUGUAUAAGGUACAACUUCACCAUGUGCGACCACGACUUCUGCUCAAGCUGUGUUGCCGUGAAGCUACACCAGAAUGUUGCUCGCCUCGGAUAUUCUGACCGUGAGGAUGGCGAUGGUGAUCUUUUCUAUUGCAACAUCUGCAUGGAGAUGGUGCCGAGGACCCUCAAGUUCAGUGUCAACUCGUGUGGCCACGCCUUCUGCGCAAGCUGUGUCACCCAGUAUGUUGCCGCAAAGCUGGACAACAAUGUAGCUCGCAUCGAAUGCCCUGACCCAGGCUGCAAGUGUGGUGUCGUCGAGUUGGAGAGGUGCCAUGACAUCAUUUCCCCGGACGUCCUGGACAAAUGGGGUUUCCUGCUGUGCGAAUCUGUGCUUGGCACCAAGAGGAUAUACUGCCCAUACAGAGAAUGCUCGGCGCCUCUGCUUGCUGACGGCGAGUCCGGGGUGGCUGUGGUCGCGGAGGCGGAGUGCCCGCACUGCCACCGGCUUUUCUGCGCCCGGUGCGCUGUGCCAUGGCAUGGCGGCAUCACGUGCAAUGAGUUCCAGAAGCUUGGACAGGACGAGCGCGGCCCGGAGGACUUCUUGCUCAGGAGUCUCGUUGGCAGGGAGGGAUGGCAGCGGUGCCCCAAGUGCCAGAUGUACGUGGAGAAAUCAGAAGGGUGCAAUUACAUCAAAUGCAGGUGUGGAUACAGCUUCUGCUACCGAUGCGCAUCCAAGUUGUCCGCACUAAACCAUUACUGCAACAAGUGCAAACGCUAAUGAUUUGUUUAGUUGUUGACACCUACGAAUAUAUAGUCUCCUUGAAACUUGAAUAGCUUCAGUCCUGCUUGUGUAUAUAUGGGUUAUUAUGGCAUUUUUCAGUUAUUGUAGUACAAACUGGAGACUGUUAGUAGUACUUGGUUGUACAUAUAUAUCUUCUAUGGUGGGGA
Molecule: messenger RNA, 2378 nt
Organism: Hordeum vulgare subsp. vulgare (domesticated barley)
Lineage: Eukaryota; Viridiplantae; Streptophyta; Magnoliopsida; Poales; Poaceae
Exons: 7
Coding region: 451-2208 (585 amino acids)
Biological process (GO): positive regulation of proteasomal ubiquitin-dependent protein catabolic process; protein polyubiquitination; ubiquitin-dependent protein catabolic process
Cellular component (GO): ubiquitin ligase complex; cytoplasm
Molecular function (GO): ubiquitin protein ligase activity; ubiquitin conjugating enzyme binding; zinc ion binding
Source: RefSeq, a predicted model, not a curated record